GCUGUGGUCGAAAUCACACACGCGAAAGUACAAUUCAGAUCCCGAGCUUCACAUGGCAGCUCGCCAACUUCUCUUGUGGCUUCGGAUGGACUUGUAUGACGAAGCUCUGUGAGCGUUUGCGCUGCAGAGAGCGCUCACGAGGGGGCGGGGAAUGGGGACUGCUGAUGGGGCUGGCGGAGGCUAUAGAGGAUGUGUUUGGUGUUGAAGAUGGCGGGGCGGUGGUACGGUGGAUAUAUCGCCAACCCCACAGGUCAGAGCGGGGGGUGAAGGAGGGGUUGCUGCUGGGGCGGGCGGAGGUCAUAGAGGUUGCUGCCAUGGCAGAGCUGCACGGGAGGCUGCAGGUGAAGCUGGGUGAGGCCCGGCUGCUGGGUUCCCCGUGGCGGUUUUUGAGGAUGGCCGGGCAGAGGGAGGAGGAGGUGCGUCCGAAGGUAGAGCAGCGGGAGAAGGCGGUAGGUGGUGAGAGGAACGUAGUCUAA
Closterium sp. NIES-65 is the source of this 476-nucleotide messenger RNA. The record is from the annotation of a GenBank genome assembly. Lineage: Eukaryota; Viridiplantae; Streptophyta; Zygnematophyceae; Desmidiales; Closteriaceae.